AUGGCGCCUGAAACAUAUGACUUUGCAAACGACUUCAAGACCCUUUACAUACCAAAGCAAAAACCUGAACCAGCUCCUGUGGCCGAAAACAUGAAGGCGCUGAUCCAAAGCUACCCACCUUUGAGCCAGGUAACGCCAGUGGAAAGCUCUGACGGCGUCUCAUUCACUGCUUUAUUGGAGAUACCAAAGUUUCGAGCUGAAGAGAGCUGGGAACUUUCUCUCUGGCAUUCUAUUGAUGGAGAAGACUGGACCGACGGUGAAAUACCUAGGAUAAAGAGCGCCGAUGCGCCUCAAGCUCUCCAUAUCGAUUCAGAAGGCGUCUCUAGGAUAUACUUUGCAACAAAGUUGUCUUUUAAUAAGUCUUUACAAUUUACUAUCAAGUUUCGCCCCAAUGUCAAUGACCCCUGGAGAUGGAUCCGUGAUGAGCAAGGGGUGGAGGAUGGCCACAUUGUGCUACUUCCCGCUCCCACCGAGUCUGACAAUUUGACCGACCUUAUUUAUGGACUUGAUCCGGCGUGGAAGGUUACAUCUCGCAUGAGCCAAGCACCAAAAACUCAACUAUGGACUCUUGAGACUGCAGUACCUCCCGGAGAAAACGAUUUAUCUUCGUACACUGAUGUUGAGCUGGGAACACCUUGGGGUUCUUUUCUUAGGUGGUUUGCUAUUGUUCGACUUUGGUCUCCUUGGUUAGCACCACGCCAUGGAAAGACACACUUCUCGCUUGAUAAAGAUGCAAUACUGUUGGCUUUCCAGAGCCCAGAAGGCAGAAACAUGGUUCUUCUCGCUGUCUCUGGUAUAAAUGAUUUAGUGCCAGUUUUCCAACACACUCCCAGUGGCGCUGUCUCGGUAAAUGUGCGAAACGACUCACUUACAGAUGAGAAGGUUGUUAUUCUCGUGUCCGAGGGAAACGACUUCGAAAGAGCCGUUGCUGCCGUGAUGUACCACGCAAGGACCCUUGUUAUGAGGGCACGGAGCACAAACCAAGCUCUGGAGACCGAAUUAAAGACUCUUGCUGAUGCAGUUCGGCCAGAGUGGCUCGAAAACUGGUAUGAUGGGCUUGGCUUCUGCACAUGGAAUGCACUUGGUCAAAGGCUCACUGAGGGAAAGAUCCUUGACGCAAUUGACAAACUGGAAAAGCACAACAUAAACAUCACGUCUCUGAUAAUUGAUGACAACUGGCAGUCGAUUGACUACCAAGGUCCUAGUCAGUUUCAAUACGGAUGGGUCGAUUUUGAGGCCGAACCACAAGGCUUUCCAAACGGCCUCAAGGCAGCCAUCACGAAAAUCCGACAGAGAAGCCCAAAUAUCCAACACAUUGCGGUUUGGCAUGCAUUGUUAGGAUACUGGGGCGGUAUCUCACCUGAUGGGAAGCUCGCCAAGAAAUACAAGACAGUUGAAGUGGUUCGCGAGGAAGCUAAACGACGCAAUCUACCACUUGGCGGCAAGAUGACGGUAAUUGCCAAGGAAGACGUUCCCCAAUUCUAUGAAGACUUUUACAAAUUUCUCUCCGAUGCUGGUGUUGAUGGCGUCAAAACAGACGCGCAGUUCAUGGUUGACAUGUGGCUCAGCGCUUCCGUCAGACGCGAGCUCAUCAACACAUAUCUGGAUACGUGGAAUCUCACUUCUCUUCGCUACUUCAGUGUCAAGGCUAUUUCAUGCAUGUCGCAGAUCCCACAGGCGCUGUUCAAUUCUCAGAUGCUGCCAAAUCGGCCUGCUUUGCUUGUUCGCAAUUCGGAUGACUUCUUCCCGCAAAUUCCCUCGUCUCACCCUUGGCAUGUGUGGACAAAUGCCUACAACAGUAUUUUUAUGGAGUAUUUGAACGUUCUUCCUGAUUGGGAUAUGUUUCAAACGGUGCAUGAUUACUCUGGUUUUCACGCUGCCGCGAGAUGUCAAAUGACGGGUGUGACUCCCAAGGGGAAAACUGUCAUCUUCCGACCAAGUGUUCUAGGAAAGUCCAUUUAUCCUUAUAUUGGCUAUGAUGACGAUUUGCUCCUCAAGGUUGGCAGCUAUCAUGGAGCAUCGGAGACUGGCACAUCCAUGGUUGCCAUAUUCAACAUCUCAGCACGCCCCCUCACCGAACUCAUACCCCUUUCCUGCUUCCCAGGCACAGUCCCAUCUCUGCAUUAUGUUGUACGAGCCCAUGUAUCAGGAAAGACAUCGACGCCUAUGAACAUUGGGGACCCAACUUCGCUCAUCGCCGGAUCUCUAGAUGUGCGAGGGUACGAGAUUCUCACAGCGUUCCACGCUGUACCUCUGACAGGUCAGAAACACGGAGACAUGUGGGUGGCGAAUCUCGGGCUUAUUAGCAAGAUGACCGGAGGUGUGGCCAUCGAGGCCAGCAGUGUUGCCCUGAAGGAGAACGGAAGAGUGUUGGUUGAUGUCAAGUUGAAGGCUUUGGGAGUUUUCGGUGUUUAUAUCUCUGCAUUACCCGGUCUGACCCUCAAUGAAGACUUUGUCGUUAUGCUUCAGGAUCAGGCGGUUCCAGUAGAGACUGUGCGUGUCUCGCAAAACGAUGAACAUGUACUUGAAGUAGACAUCGAGAAAGCUUGGGCGGAUAUGAAGCUGGAGCCUGGACUAAAGGACGAAGUCGAAGUCAAGGUCAGCUUUGCUAGUUGA
Messenger RNA from Trichoderma breve, 2616 nucleotides. RefSeq names its product raffinose synthase or seed imbibition protein sip1 domain-containing protein. The transcript is spliced from 6 exons. The record is from RefSeq and is a predicted model, not a curated record. Lineage: Eukaryota; Fungi; Ascomycota; Sordariomycetes; Hypocreales; Hypocreaceae. The coding region runs from base 1 to 2616 and encodes 871 amino acids.